AUCUGCACUCCUUGUAGCACAAAGAGCGAAGCGAACGAGAGAGCGGGCGAUAGAGCGAACAGAAAAAGAAGAUAACUGGGAUCAUGGGCAAUCAGGAGAAGAAGAAAGGAGGAGAGAGGGAGAAGAAAGACGACCGCACGAUCACCGUCGUCCGCAUGUGUUGCGAGAGAUGCGCCGAUGAGGUGAAGAAAUCCGUCGAGGGAUUCGAAGGGGUGGAACGGGUGAAGGCUGACAUCGGUCCUGGGACGCUGAAGGUGGAGGGGAAGGUGGAUCCAUCGAGUCUCCGCGAUCGUGUGGCGAAGAAAACCCAUAGGAAGGUCGACCUCGUCUUCCCCACCAAUGCCCCCCAAAAGGAUGCUAAAAAGAAGGACGACUCCAAAAAGCCCACCGCCGGAAAGGAGUCCAACAAAUCCGACAAGAAAAAAUCCAAGGGGCCUGGGGUUUCGACGGUGGUGCUGAAGACUCGCCUUCACUGUGCUUGCCUCGUCAAAUUGAUUAAAAAGAAGAUUCGCAAGCUUGAGGGAGUGCAGCAGGUGGUGACGGACGUGCAGAAGGAUUGGAUAAUGGUGACGGGGACAAUGGACGUCAAGCGGCUGCCUGAGGUGCUAAAGCAGGAGCUGGAGCUGGCAGUGGAGGUGGCGGCUGUUGGAAGCUGAACUUGACUAUUCAAAUUCUGUUAUUAGGAUGAAUAAUUUCAAGCUAAAUAUCUCGUUAAAAAUUUUAAUAAUCAUAGAUAAAUAAUAUAUUAUUGGAAAGCUGUGUCCGUCUAGUUUUUAAGAUUUUAAGAAGCGCAUCAAUCUAAAUUUUUGAUAGAGAGUUAUGAUCAUUUUGGUAAAAAAUAUCUGGUCUGUCUAGAAGACAUGAAAAAUUGUAUUGUUCUAUUUUUUUUUAUAUUUAUAUUUGUAAUAUUAAGUUAUUUCUUUAGCAAAUGCAUGUAUGGAUAUUAAAAGUCAGUUUU
This is a messenger RNA of Elaeis guineensis (African oil palm), 958 nucleotides long. The record is from RefSeq and is a predicted model, not a curated record. Lineage: Eukaryota; Viridiplantae; Streptophyta; Magnoliopsida; Arecales; Arecaceae.